AUGGAGGAGACGGCGCGAUUGGAUGAUAACUGGAGACUGUGGCGAACACAGUAUGGAGAUUUUCGUACACUGGCAGCAAUGAACAGCAAAUCCAGUCCCGCACAAUUGGCUUUGUUCCGUCACACGAUUGGUCCGGCUGCUGUGCGUGUCAUAAAUGGAUUCACUUACUGUCCGGAUGAAGACCGUGGAGAUUGGCAGGUGGUGAAGACGAAGGUCGAACAGUACUGUCUUGGCGAAUCCAACGAGACUUACGAACGAUACAUUUUCAACCAGAGGAGACAGCAGCAUGGUGAGUCCCUCGACGCAUUCGUCCUGUCGCUAACAUCACUGUUGUAG
Molecule: messenger RNA, 336 nt
Organism: Echinostoma caproni
Lineage: Eukaryota; Metazoa; Platyhelminthes; Trematoda; Plagiorchiida; Echinostomatidae
Source: the annotation of a GenBank genome assembly